AUGCCGCCGACACCAUCAACGAACAAGGUACCCGCUGCAAAGAUGGUUAGGGGAGGAAGAGCAAAGUCCAUCUCCAUGCACGAUGAUGCGAAGGACUUUACGCCGACCCAAACAGGGUUCACCUCCAUCCUUCCUGCACCCUCGUCAAAAGCAGACCCGGCGCCGCUUCUGGAAGAAUCAUACAAGAGCUUCCGUCUCAACUGCCUUCAACUGAUCGACUCGCGACGUUUUCACUACCUCGUGAUGCUCGUGCUGUUUGUCGACUUCUUCGGGAACUGCGUCGCGGUGAGUUUCACAUCGACCGACAACUUUGUCAAGUACGGCGGCACGGCGCGGCUAUUCUCGUCCGUGUUCACGGGACUGUACGCCAUGGACAUGCUUCUUCGCGUGAUGUCCCUCCGCGGUGGCAUCCUUCGCAACGCGGCGAGUACAGGGGACGUCGUCGCUCUCGUGUGCGCGACCGUCGCGCUCGGCGGAAGAUUUUGGAAAGCAGACAACGUCAAGAACGUCGUGAUCACCGAGGGAGAUUGGGUAGAUAAGUAUAAGCUCGAACACAAGUACAUUUCGAACCAAAUCGAGCAGUAUGUGACCGCCGUCUACUGCUUCUUCGUCGCCAUCCGCAUCGUGCUCAAGCCCCCCGCCCGCACUUUCUCCAAGAAGCUUCACAAGUAUGCCAACCACGACAACCUUCGCAUCUCCAUGGCGAGUCUCCGCACGUCCAUCCGCCGCAUCCCUGGCAUCACCGCGGUGGCGGUGGAAACCAUGGAGUUUGAUUUGACAAUUGUAUGUGGACGGGACGAGGGCGACAUGAGUCGGGAAGAACUGAUGCAAUUCCUGCAGAAAGCGCUGCUGUACCGCCCCAAGGACCUCAGCGCCAAUGCUUUCCUCGCGCAUCUGCGAGAUAUUGACGCCCAGAGUGCGCAUACUGUCUAUGGGGCUUACGAUGUGGUCAAGUCGACGUUUCGCCACUGGUCGAAUCAAAAACUAGACUUGGCGUUGACCAUGGUCGUGGUGGUCGUAUUCGCAUGUGUGACGCCUGCACUGGCAUACUUUCUCAGCGUGAUCACCGACCAAGCGUUUCCUAGAAGUGUUUACAGUACUGCGAUCCCGGAUUAUGUGGAAUCGAACGGGAUGCUGAAAAUGUUUACGCGCAUCACGUACAAGAACGAAACCAAAGACGAAAACCAGAAGAUCCAGUACCUCCCAUUUGUACCAGAGAAGUCGCUCUGGACGGGCAUCGCGGCCGUCGUGGGGGUUUCCGUGCCGUUUAUCGUAUGCGAUUACGCCAUGGGCUACUUUCAAUCCAAGAUGAUUUCCAAGGCAACGCAACGGCUGCAGCAAAGUUUGCUUCGUGUGAUAUUACACAAACCGACCAAGUUCUUUCAAGAACGUAACGACGGCGACUUGAACAAUCUGUUUCAGUCGGAUAUUGCCCGCGUGAACGCCAUGUGGCAAGCUGUGUUUUGGAACCUGAUGCAACCGGUGGUAUCGAUCGUGAUUGGGUUUGGGUACUUGGUGUAUUUUGAACCAAUCAUUGGCAUCAUGUCAUUUUCGUAUGCGGCGAUUCUCAUCACGUCGGGACCCCAAGGACUCGCAAGUGAAAAAUCGCAACAAUUUGGCAAAAAAAAUGCAUUUGUUGGCGCCGAGUUUCAAAACACAAUUGCGUGCCAAAAGGUGGUUCGAGCAUAUGAAAUGCAACUCCCGUUGCAGACCAAGUUUGCCGCAUCCAUUCGAGUACUUCGUGUGGCGCAAUUCGCCAAAGACUUUUGGAGUGGAAUUGUCCAAAUUUACAUUGAAAGCGCCAUGUUUAUCUUUGUGUCGGUCAUGACAGCAUGUCUGGCCAUCAAGGUGUACCAUGGAAAUAUCACCGCGGGCGACUUCUUUUCCAGUGUGACACUGUUGGGUCGAGUGUCCACGCCUGUGACAGUUUUGGGUGGGUUUAUGCGCGUAGCGAUCGGCAACGCCAGCAGUUUACAACGCCUUGACGAGCUCGUGGUGGGGGCAGAACAUAUUAUUGACGUGGAGGAAAGCGAGGAUGCCAAGAUGCCGACAUUGCCGCGCAUGCGGAAAGCUCUGACGCUGUCGCACGUUUCGUUUUCGUACUCCAACAAUGACGACAACAUCCCAGUCUUGAACGACAUUAGCGCAGUGUUCAAGCAGGGCGAGUAUGUGUGUGUGGUGGGGCCCAGUGGGUGUGGCAAAAGUACGCUAUUGAGCUGUCUGAUGCAAUUUCAAGAUAUCAAUGCGGGUACAAUUACUAUGGACGGGAUGGACGUGAAGAUGUAUUCCAAAGCCAGCUACAUGCACCAAACCGCCGUGGUAUUUCAAAACGGCGGCAUUCUCAACGGCACCAUCCUCGACAACAUUCGAUACGGCCGCGUGAGUUCGUCGGAUGAGGACUGCAUAGAAGCAGCCAAUGCAGCGGAAUGCGAUGGGUUUAUCCGACUGCUCAAAGACGGAUACAAUACGAUCUUGGGUCAGCAUGGAACGGUCCACUUGAGCGGCGGCCAGGUGCAGCGAGUGUGUCUCGCACGGGCGUUGGUCCGUAAACCGAGUUUACUGCUCUUGGACGAAGCAACCAGUGCUCUGGACUUUGAAACCGAAGCCCAUAUUGUAACGACGCUGGAAAAGCUGGCGCGGACGUGUCAUGUGACGGUGGUGAGUGUGACCCACCGCCUCGCCACCACGCGCGGCGCCGACCUCAUUCUCGUCAUGCAUCGCGGCGCGAUUGUCGAGUCUGGCACGUUUUCCCAGGUAUUCCCACGAUGGCUUGAAAUAUAUAUAUUUAUAUAUUUGAGUUCGAAAUAGAAUCAUUGCAUACUCGUCAUAAAGAUAUUGAAAUCAAAUAUCCGUUGCAAUGUGGACCUUCGACCAUCGAAUGAAUGUAACAAAUCGAUAUCUGAGUGAUGGAGUAUGCCUUGGCCAAUCAAUGGUCACGAACGUGAAAUUUCAACCAAUCAUCGAUGAGUAUAAUUUGUCGCUUCAAAUGUAGAUACAUUGCAUGAGUUUAAAAUCUGACUCAAAUUCAAUUCAAAUAUCACCGAAAUGGACAAUAUGUGUCGUUUUGAGUAGAAUAUAAGAUCAACGUACAUACGAUUUGGAAUCCAGCUAACGCUAAUAGUAGUACCUCGUCCGACAGUAUUUUUGUUGUUGAUCUUUGAUAUAGAAAAUGUGCAUAUCAUGACAUAUAUAUAAUCUCAAAUCCAACAAGUGGACUAUUUAAAUAAAUUAUUAUUUCUAAAAAACAAUUCCAUCGUGUUGACACAUUCAAUAAAAAUAAUAUAUUUAUAUAUUUGCGUGUUGUUCUAUUUGACGAAAAUUAAUUUUUGACACUGGCGAUUAUAAAUAGCUCAUGCACGAACCCAAGUCUCUGUUUGCCGACAUGAUGCAGCAUUGCGUGGACAGCACCAGUUCUGAUGAUACCUCAGAGGAAAUCCCUCUGUUGGAGAAUGUACAUUCCAUGCACAUGGUGGAUCGCGCCAACUUCAUCGACGACACCCAUCGCGCACUCACAGACUUUCAGCAAGCUUUGGAUCUUCGUGUGGACGACCAUGGAGAAGUGUCGAGUGCGUGGAAGACGCGCCUGCGCAGUGCGUCGCGUGGGCCGACGAAUAACACGCUUCUGCAGACCACAUUAUCCGCAAGGCACUCGGAAGACGACGGCAUGAACGACCAAGAUAGCUUCUUUGUCAUGUAGUACACAGUAGUAGGUAGAUAGAUGCAUGCAAAACGAUAACAGACACAUCCUCACCCAAGGCAACGUCGCGCAUGACUUCGGUGUAGAUUUCAACGUACGACACUUGUAAGAGGAAGUCUCAAUCGGUGGACUGUUGGAUGUAGCUCAAGAUGUGUCCGACGGCGAGGGGAAGGAUGCCCCGUUCCGUGGGCACGCCGCCGUGCAGUACAUGGCAAGAUGCAGGAGGAAACACCAUCAUGGUUGUCCAAUUGGUCCGAAGUUCGCUUGCACAGGUCCCUGUCUGUCGGUUGUACUGCGUACAUCGGCAUCGUCUGCUGGGUAGAAGCCCGACGGCGGCGGCGCCAUCUUGACACUUCAGCUUCGAUGCAUAGAC
Molecule: messenger RNA, 4070 nt
Organism: Aphanomyces astaci
Lineage: Eukaryota; Oomycota; Saprolegniomycetes; Saprolegniales; Verrucalvaceae
Exons: 14
Coding region: 1-2808 (935 amino acids)
Biological process (GO): transmembrane transport
Cellular component (GO): membrane
Molecular function (GO): ABC-type transporter activity; ATP binding; ATP hydrolysis activity
Source: RefSeq, a predicted model, not a curated record